Messenger RNA from Umbelopsis ramanniana AG, 1572 nucleotides. RefSeq lists its product as uncharacterized. The record is from RefSeq and is a predicted model, not a curated record. NCBI's taxonomy places the organism in Eukaryota, Fungi, Mucoromycota, Umbelopsidomycetes, Umbelopsidales, Umbelopsidaceae. Gene Ontology annotation, cellular component: membrane. Gene Ontology annotation, molecular function: sphingosine N-acyltransferase activity. The coding region runs from base 40 to 1182 and encodes 380 amino acids. The transcript has 4 exons. Gene Ontology annotation, biological process: ceramide biosynthetic process.
AUCAAAAGUCUACAGACGUUUACAUUUUCAACUUAUCGGAUGCUGAAUUCACCAUCAAAUUUGUCGACUAUGGUGUCUAAUGCUUCAUCGUCUUUCAACAGAAAGCGAUCUGUACGGCGGUCUUCCAACAAGAAAUAUACACUUAAAGAUUAUACAGAUUACCUUGCUGAACACCAAAUAGAUGCUCCGUUAAAAGUCAUCGCUACUAUUUGCGUAUGUUACCUGGUGGGCAUCCCCUAUUUCGACAAAUUUUUAUUUAUCGCGCACCAGGAUGCGACAACUGGCCUUUAUGGGAAAGGAGGAUGGGAUUUGAUGUUUUUGUUCUUCUAUAUUAACGUGUUCACCAUGCUGCGAGCUGCUACCAUGGAAUAUGUGUUGAUUCCCAUUGCCGUCGCCGGCGGAGUCGCGAAGAAGAAGAGAACUCGCUUUGCGGAGCAGAUGUGGACCGUCAUUUACUAUUCGGUUAGCUUUUUAGUUGGUGUGCACCUCGCAUAUAAUUCAACAUACUGGUUCAACACAUCUGAGUUCUGGAGAGGCUACCCACAUAUCUAUCAGACAAAGCUAUUCAAGUACUAUUAUGUUGUCCAGUUUUCUUAUUGGCUACAACAAAUCUUUGUUCUGCAAAUUGAGGCACCACGCUCCGAUUAUCGUGAACUUGUACUUCACCAUAUCACCACAUUGCUGCUCAUUAGUUUGAGUUAUUCCAUGAACUACACUCGUAUCGGAAAUGCUAUCUUUGUCUGCAUGGAUCUUCCAGAUGUUUUGUUAGCACUGGCAAAAUCGUUCAAUUACCUUAACUAUCGGUUUUUGUGCGACUCAUUAUUCUUCAUCAUGUUGUGUACAUGGGUCUACACUAGAGUGUUCUUGUACGGAUGCAUCAUCUGGUCUACUUACACCGAGCCAGAUUUGUAUGUCAAUUUCAAGUUGGACCCAUUGAACGGCAGCUGGUUUCCCUACUUUGCAAAGUACAUUAUCCUUUUCCUGGAACUGGUCUUGUAUGGACUCAUGUUGUUCUGGACGGCAAUGAUGUUCAAGGUGCUGUUUAAAGUGUUGUUUGGCAACGCAGCAAGUGAUGAACGCAGUGAUGAUGAAGAUGUCCCGGAAGAGAAUGAUAGACAGACCACAGCUGGAACGACAAGUGCUGUUCAAUCUCAUAAUGGUGCUCCCACCAAAAGAAAGUAAUAAUCCAGACGAGCGAACGGGCAAGUCAUGCAAGUAAAUCUGAUGGCAGCUUGUUAAUAUUCCUCCAUUUUUUAUCUGGGAUGUGAGUGAUGUGUUCCUGGUUUUUUUUUUUUACCUUCCCACACCGAUUUAUACUUGCACCCGCAAGGACUAGCGUGUAAUUUUCAAUGUGUUCUUUUUUACGUAGAAAUCCAGGUAGAUAAUUCAGCUUAGUUGUAAUGGAACCAUAAUUCCAUGUAGUACGCUUGUUACUUAAUUAUGUGUUCUUUCUGUUUAUUGCGUUGCUCACCCACAUCUUGCGUUGACAUUAUCUUUUUCUUUAUAAUAAUAACAUAAUCAUUGUCUUCACUUAGCGUUGGUGGUUUGUAACUAAUACCCAAUCAAGCAGGA